Naegleria gruberi is the source of this 1359-nucleotide messenger RNA. RefSeq lists its product as uncharacterized. The coding region runs from base 1 to 1359 and encodes 452 amino acids. The record is from RefSeq and is a predicted model, not a curated record. Lineage: Eukaryota; Heterolobosea; Eutetramitea; Acrasida; Naegleriidae. Gene Ontology annotation, molecular function: RNA binding; ATP binding; RNA helicase activity. The transcript has a single exon.
AUGACUAAUGAAGAUGAAAUUAGAAACAAGGAAGAUAUUAAAGCAUUCUGCUCACGUAAAGGUGCUCCAAUUCCAAAGCCAAUUACACAAUUUAAUCAUAUCAAUUUCCCACACUUUAUUCAAAAUCAAUUUAAGGAAAUGAAUUUCAAAGAACCAACAGCUAUUCAAAAACAAGCAUGGCCAAUUGUUAUGAGUGGAAAUGAUAUGAUUGGUCUUGCUGAAACAGGUAGUGGUAAAACAUUGGCCUUUUUAUUACCAGGUUUGAUGCAUGUUUUGGCACAAAAGGAAUUAAAGAAAGGAGAUGGACCAAUUAUGGUUAUUUUGACACCAACCAGAGAAUUGGCCAUCCAAAUUCAUGGAGCUUGUGAAAACUUUUGCAAUGCUUUCGUUCCAGAUAGUAAGGAUAGAGCUUUGAAAAUUGCCUGUCUCUAUGGUGGUGAAGUUAGAAAGACUCAAAUCAAGGAAUGUAGAUCCAAACCACAAGUUAUCAUUGCUACACCUGGUAGACUUCUUGACUUUUUACAGGCAGGUAUUACAAACAUGAAACGAUGCUCAUAUCUUGUUUUGGAUGAAGCUGAUAGAAUGUUGGAUAUGGGUUUCAAUCCACAAAUUUCACAAAUUACAUCUCAAGUUACUCCAGAUAGACAAACAUUAUUUUUCAGUGCUACUUGGAAUAGAUCUGUCCAAUCCAUGGCCAUGUCAUAUGUUAGUAAGGCAGAGCCACAUUUUAUUGUAAAUAUAGGUUCCAUAGAAACAUCAGCAAAUCACAGAGUUAAACAAUCAUUUUUAUUUAUUCAAGAAUCAGACAAGAUUGCCAGAUUGACAGAUUUAUUAGAUAAAUUAAUUAAGAAUCCAGAGGAUUGCAGAACAUUAGUAUUUUGUAAAACAAAGAAGAGAACUGAUGUUGUGACAGAGAGAUUGAGAGAAGCUGGGUGGCCAUCACUCAGUAUUCACGGUGAAAGAAAGCAAGAAGAAAGAGAAUGGGUUUUGGAAGAAUUCAGAAGUGGAAAGACACCUAUUCUCGUCGCCACUGAUGUUGCUGCUAGAGGUUUGGAUGUGGAAAAUGUGAAAUAUGUUAUCAAUUAUGAUAUGCCACACGAAAUUGACUCAUAUAUCCAUAGAAUUGGUAGAACUGGUAGAGCUGGAAAGGAAGGUAACUCUGUUUCAUUCUUCACACCAGAAGAUGUUCAAUUGUGUACUCCUCUUAUCAAGGUUUUGGAAGAAGCUGAACAAGACGUACCUGACAAACUUGUGAAAUUACGUGAUCUCUCAACCAAGUCUCAUGGAGACUUGUCAAUUAAGGAACAAAGACAAAAGGAUAAGAUUGAAAUGUUAACAGAAAAGAAGAAGAGAAAGUAA